Molecule: messenger RNA, 1511 nt
Organism: Suillus paluster
Lineage: Eukaryota; Fungi; Basidiomycota; Agaricomycetes; Boletales; Suillaceae
Exons: 9
Coding region: 1-1371 (456 amino acids)
Source: RefSeq, a predicted model, not a curated record
AUGAUGGAUAUCUUCUCCAGCUUCGGAUUCACAGGUGGAAGCUAUGCAACCUUUGCGGUCCAAGAGAGGCUAGCUGUCAACUCAGAAUCAGAACCUGAGUCAGAUACUAGCAAGCACAGUGUGGAGUCCAAUGCAUCUGCAAGUGAGAUGGAGCCAGUGGAGAGCGUCGCUAAGGCUUUAUUUGGAGAAGUUCCCACAGUUGCUGAUUCAGACCACCAGAAAAGGCCUCAUGAGAGACAACUGGCUGCAGAGGCUCGGAGCUCGUCAAAGACUCCUCCUCCACCCAUUUGGGGCUCACAGUAUAGGCCUUUGAAUGCAAGGGGGGAAAAGCUUGCAGCGGAGAUCCCCAUGUGGGACCCAAUCAUGACGAGCUCAUCAUUUGAGUCGCAUGUUCCCACCACACAGACUAACAAGAACCACAGGUCCAAAUCUACAGUACUCGAAGAUGAGCUUGAAGACAACCAUAGUCUCAAAUCUGAGCUGUACAGUGCCGAUGAAUCUCCGAGUCAGGCUGAGCUCCCCAGCAUCCAAUCCAAGGAAGUGUCUCUUCAAGUUGACCCUACAGCGUCUCUUGUUUACAUGAAGACUGGGUCACGUGGUAUUCUCGAGGUCAAGGCAUACAUUGCCUUUGAGCAUGGAUACCCUGAAAUUGCGGCAAGGAAUGUAUAUGCACAGGAAAUACUGCUGAAGGCCGCACGGUACCACAAUACAGUGCCGAUUGAGAAAUGGAUGCAGAUUGAUGAUGGCUAUGUGUCAGCCCUCACAAAUCUAAUCGAUGCUCGUGCUAGUCUAUUUUGCAGCGAGAUCAAGGAUGUGGCUAGCAAGAAUGUUUUAGGUUACUUCCAGCUCAGUGGUGCUGCCAGUGACGCAAUCCUUGAUCGGCUUCUUGCCAAUCAUUCAUACAUUUUUCCACAAACAUUUUAUGGUCUUCCAUCGCUGAACCGACAGAAGCCAUAUCAAAUGCAGCCUGUGUUCCUUGUUUUAUACGAGGUAUUCUUCAAACAAUUGAGGUCCAUCGGUGCACAAUUUGGACAGCGCUUCCUCGAUAUUGCAAAGAACAAGAGUGGUCGCCCACAGAUCCCUAUCCCCAUGAUGGCUAUGGUCUGCACCGCUAUUCGUGCCAUCCUUCUCGCGAAGAAGAACAGGUCGAGUGAUGAUUUUAAGUUCACCGGUAACCAGUUUUUCGAUAUCUAUACUCACCACGUGUCAUUGUUGGAGAGGAUUCAGACGACGGCACCCGUCAAGUUCCACAAAAUGAUGGCUGAUAUAUACGAGGAAGUCAAUCGCUUCCGUCACAGCAUUACUGGAGUCUAUGAUCAAGAUGAUCAAAGCCUCUCAUUUUUGGACUUGGAGGGCAUGGAGGACGAGUAGAGUGUUCCGACACGGAAACAUCUGAUUUUCAAAGCCAUCGUCUAGUAACCGUAUUCACGUAUAUCUAACCACCGCUCGCUCAUUUCGUCGCACCUAUUUCACCGAUAUGUUAUUGCAUUGAUACCCCAUUUUAAUAAUGA